GGUCUAGUGAGGUGGUUCGAAAAUCGAAAUCGGAAAAGAUAGUGCGGGAAGCGAACUCUCCCUAGUCCCCACCUGGAAUUGGAAACAUGUCCGCGUCGGAGAUGCAGUUUCGACAAUUGAUAAUGUUUUUACUCUAAUGCUUAUAAUUCGUGUUUGAGCUUUGACAAGUGAGAGAAGCGAAGAAGAUCAAAGAUGAACCAACAGGAUCCUCUGCUAACAGAACCAAAGAGCGGAUCCGAUGCGUCUCGGAUUGCAGAAGUUAAGGAAUGGCUUGCCAAGACAUUCGAAGCCGCCGGCAAACCUGUCCCUGAAUUUGAAUAUACUCCACGAAGUGUCGCUCAUCUGCACAGUUUGCUUACCCUCUCCAAGGCCAAAGAUGAAGCCGCCCGGCUCGUUGCUCGUGAUUUCCGUCAAAAGGCCGCUGAGUACCGAUCCCAAGCUGCUAGGAUCAGAGAGAUAUUGGAGAAUGUGGGAUUGGCCCAAGAGAGUCUUCCUUCAAAUGUGGUAGCAUCAACCCAAGUUCUUGCAAGUGUAGCUAAUUUGUUGAAUAUUAGAGACACUGAACUGAGUAGCUUUCUGGUAGCUUUGGCUGAUAUUUCCUUAAGGAAGACUGGUGUGGAGGAAAAGAGGUCUAAAGUACUGAAGGAGUCCAAGAUCCUUCUUGAUUUUACCAGAAAGGCUAUAGCCAGGCUAACAUAUUUAAAGAGAACACUUGCCCAGUUAGAAGAUGAAGUAACUCCAUGUGAAGUUCAAAUGGAAAACUGGAGAACAAACUUGCAAGUAAUGGCUGCAAAAGAAAGGCAGUACAUGCAACAAUGUGCCAACUACAAGGCGAUGCUUAACCGGGUGGGUUAUUCCCCUGAGAUUAGCCAUGGUGUUUUGGUUGAAAUGGCCGAGCAUAGAAAGGAGUUAGAGAAGAAAACUCAACCAAUCCUUGAUACUCUCCGGAGUUACCAAGACUUACCUCCAGAUAAAGCUUUGGCUGCCUUAGCAAUUGAGGAUAAGAAACGACAGUAUGCUGCUGCUGAGAAGUAUCUUGAAGAUGUACUGCACUCAGCCCUUGCCAGCACUGACAUGCCAUGAUAUGUUUGAUUUUUGGGUACCGGAGUGAAAAGCUAAAAAUGUAUCUAUCAUAUGUUUUUGCGAUAAUCUGAAACUGUGAAAUUAUUUGCUUGCCUUUGUU
Messenger RNA from Prosopis cineraria, 1183 nucleotides. RefSeq names its product AUGMIN subunit 1. Gene Ontology annotation, cellular component: cytosol; HAUS complex. Bases 193 to 1083 code for a protein of 296 amino acids. Gene Ontology annotation, biological process: spindle assembly. The record is from RefSeq and is a predicted model, not a curated record. The transcript is spliced from 6 exons. Lineage: Eukaryota; Viridiplantae; Streptophyta; Magnoliopsida; Fabales; Fabaceae.